AUCACCUAAGCGAUGGCUUGAAGUCACUCUCAUCAGCAACAAAGCAAAGCCACAGCAGCGGCACUGACGUAAACCAUCCACCACAUCACCGGAACCAUAAGGACCUGGAGACCGUAUCGUCUCCUCUUGAAGGACAUACCGGAUGGAAAUUUAGCGUUGGAGAAAGACUGGAAUCGUGCGUCCUGAUGAUGCUCGUACUCCAAUUUAUGCCAACAUUUGCAAUGCGUGUUAAAUGGAGACUUAUGACAAGAGAUGCUGCAGGGUGCCGCAUGAUGAUGAUAGGAUAGAGUAGAGCUUCUGGUGGUCGUAUUUUUGAGGUUUUCGGGGUGGAAUGGAAUAACGGAAUGGAUUUUGUGGUCGAUUUAAUGAACAAGCGUCACCAGAUUGAUCAUAUAUACACACGCGCACGAUGUCAGCCUGCUUAAGCCAUACAUACAAUUGAUGGGUGAAUGUAUGUGAAUUAUGUUACAGUAAUAACUCACAAUACAGGUAAAACUCACAAGGACUUAACUAACAGUGUCAUAGCUUAUACUCAGGACCAUCUCCAAAGUCAGGUUUUUAUUUGAAAUCACUGCAGUGAGAGGGCUCUUUAUGGUUGGCAUUUUUCAUGAUCAAUUAUAAUAUACAUAGUACAUAGUACAGUUAAUUAUAUAUAGCCUUGAUCCAGUGAAGGACAAUGACUCAUUUACAAGCAGGCCUCUCUCCAGAAACCCUGGAGAAAGCCAAGGUGGAGCUAAAGGAGAACCCCGACACUUUGCAUCAGGACAUCCAGGAGGUGAGGGACAUGAUCAUCACCCGUCCAGACAUUGGCUUUCUCAGGACAGACGACGCAUUCAUCCUGCGCUUUCUCAGAGCACGGAAAUUUAACCAUUUCGAGGCCUUCCGCCUCCUGGCCCAGUACUUUGAGUAUCGCCAACAGAACCUGGAUAUGUUCAAGAACUUGAAAGCCACCGAUCCGGGCAUUAAACAGGCUCUGAAGGAUGGAUUUCCCGGGGUUCUGUCGAAUUUGGAUAGGUACGGGAGGAAGAUACUGGUUCUAUUCGCAGCGAACUGGGAUCAGAGCAGGUACACUUUUGUGGAUAUUCUGCGAGCUAUCUUACUUUCUCUGGAGACAAUGAUAGAAGACCCUGAGCUACAAGUUAACGGAUUUGUCUUGAUCAUUGACUGGAGUAACUUCACUUUCAAGCAAGCUUCCAAGCUAACUCCAAGCAUGCUGAGAUUGGCUAUUGAGGGCCUACAGGAUAGCUUCCCAGCCAGGUUUGGAGGUAUUCAUUUUGUCAACCAACCUUGGUACAUUCAUGCUCUGUACACUGUCAUACGGCCUUUCCUGAAGGACAAAACAAGAAAAAGGAUCUUCAUGCAUGGAAACAAUCUGAACAGCUUGCACCAGCUGAUCUUGCCUGAGAUUUUGCCAUCUGAGCUGGGUGGCAUGCUGCCUCCUUACGACAUGGGCACCUGGGCCAGGACUUUGCUUGACCACGCAUAUGACGAGGAGACGGACUACUGCCCCGAGUCUUACACCUUAUCUGUCAAAGACCUGGAGAAAGAUCUGUCCCCUAAAACCAUGAAGAGGUCCCAGUCGGUCGUUGAACCUGGUGUCCUGAAACGACCAGAAAAAGUUAAAAGUGAAGAAGAGAACAUGCAGCCGCUACUUUCACUGGACUAAAGGUUCUUAAUUCCUCAGGCAACGAGGAAUCGUCAAGCCCGUACACUGAAGAGGGGCACCAUAUAUAUAUAUAUAUAUAUAUAUAUAUAUAUAUAUAUAUAGGCCUAUAUAUAAAUGUACAAAGAAUGGAAACAUUAAGAAGAGGAAGACAAGUGGAGAGAUGAACAGCUUCCAGGAACAUUGAGGAGAGCUGCCAUUUAAAGUGAUAUUUUUGAAGUUAAGAGCUAACGGCAAACGGCCGUAUGUAAUUGUCAAGUGCCAAUUAAAGUCUGUAAAUUCACUUCAGAUAUAGAUGUGAGAUUGAGGGAGUAAUUGUGACAUGAAGCUGUAAAGACUGCUGUGAAAUAUCCUGUGUUUGCUUCUUGUGAUUAUUAUGUAGAGCAUGGUAUGUAGGAUGGUAUUCAUGCUUAUAAAGAUUCACAAGCUUUGGGGUUUCUGGCAUUUAUAGUCCCCUAAUCAGGAGUUGCUCAGGAGUUUUUGAAGUGAGGGAGUAUUUGGAAAACAUAGAGUUGUUGACAGUGUUAGGUAGACAAAUGCUGCUUCAAUUAAAGGAAUAGCUCUCCCAAAAAUGUAGUCAUUAUUUACACAACCUCAUUAUUCCAAAUGUGUAUGCUGUAUGCUUUUUUCUGUAAAAGGCACAUUUUUUAGAUAAUUUUUUAAAUUAAAAAAUAAAAAACAAAGAAAUUACCCCCCCCCACAUCUAGUCCAUGUUCACACCUAGAUAUCAACUUUAUUGGCACUUUUAUGGUGUUGAAAGUCAUGGUUACUAUAAACUCUUGUUGUAUGGAAAGCGUAUAGAAACAUUUGUACAAUUUCAACUUUUGUGUUCCAGCUAAAAAUGUGAGUGGCCAUUCACAUUGAAUGUGUUUUUGCUUCAUCCGAGCUGUUUUUCAAUUGUUUUAUUUGUAAACAAGGAGUCUUUGACCAUUGCACCUCAUUUCACUUAUUAAUGCAUUUUGAACAGGAAUAUUGCGUUUAGCCUAUUUUUUAUAUUUACGCAUUUCAAUGUAAUACAUUUCCAUCAAACUGAAUUGUGUAAUCUUUAGCUAAAUUGAAUGAAUUAAACUUAAAGUAUGUAAGUUUACAUUUAAUAAAAUAUUACUUAAUUCAAUUAGAUGGAAAUUUGUCAUGAAAUGAAUUGUUAAAAAUGUCUCUAUAGACAACUGCAUUCUAUUCUGUCCUGUCCUUGGAGCUUUUUUAAGGACAAGGAUAUAUUUGGUGUGAAUGGCCCCUAAAGCCCUGUUCACCCUUUAAGCGACUUGCAGGCACAAAGCGACAUGAGACCAUUCAUUUUCAGUGAGAGCUUGCGACCUCAGGCAAUAGCGACUGUUGGUGACAGGAAUUUAACUUUAUGCAAAUGCUGAACGAUUACUACCAAUAGGAGUGAAGACACUGAAGCUCAUGUCAUCCGUCUGCUGUGAGAUACUGGAGUUGAAUUCAGGCAAGACAGAGAAGUGAUUCAUUACAUUUUUCUGAAACCAUAUACAUAGAUAUAAUAAUAUAUUAUAAAAAUGGUGCGUGAAAACCGUGUCAGAAAUUGUCAGCAUUGUGAGUGAGUUUGUUUCAUUUAUUGAUAGAUUGUUCAUCUGUUUCAUGAUCUGAUGGAUUGAGAACAGCUGCAGUAUAUAAAAACAUAUUCCCCUCCAGAAUGCUAAUUGAUUCCUUUUCAAAUAAGAAUGAUAUCUUAGUUUAGGCUGUAUUUAUGUAUGUAUUAUCAGAUUUUCUAUAGCUAUGGCCACUUGUGCAGCUGACCAAUAACAUUAUUGCAAUCAGUAGAAGGAUCUCAUACUAGCGUAUGUAUCAUAGACAGAUACAGAGACUAAAGCCUAAAGUGAAUGGGGCUUAACAGUGUACAGGUAUAGAAUGAUGUAAAGGUGAGAAAAUAAUAAUACAUAAAAAAAAUUUGGGUGAAAUAUUGCUUUAAAAAAAGCAGCAUCAUCUCUUCAGGUUUCAGUAUUUCACAGCAAAUACCCCUUUACACCGUGGCAAAGAAACAAUUUUUCUACUGAACAUUUGCUAACAUUAUUUUACCACCAUUUUAGAUGUGUUAUUGGAUUAGUUUUCUUAUAUCCCAAAGGGGUCGAUUCAUAUUUAGUACAUUGUUCACAGAGGGUCUUGUUUAUUCUUUAUUGUAGAUCAGAGGAAUAUUGCUUUAUGGCUAAAACAUCAACUUUAAACAUUAAGUUUAUUUCUAAGACAUCUAUGUUCAUUCCAAGGACCAGAACUCAACAGUAACGUCAAAGUAAUGUCCAAUCCAACGGCCAUGCCACUUUUCCAACUUCAAUGUCAUUGUUUUCAGGUCCUACCUGAUGUUGAAGUAUUAGUUUAAAUUGUUAUAUAACGUUAUAAUGUAAUACUAACACAGCGGUUUACAUAGAGCCAAAUGCAAAGGUGUUGUAUAGUGACACAUGCUAGAGCAUGCUUCCACAUCUUGGCCAGUUUAUGGUUUAGAUUGUGUAAAAAUAGAUUACCGGUAUUCAAAAGUGCUUUGUUUUAUGGAAUGCUGUUUUGUUAUUAGUCUCUUUGCCAACGGGAUUUUACAGUGGUUAAGUUUCAAGCCCAAAUUAGUGAAUUUAGAAUUUGUUUUCCGAUUUCGCCAAUUGAUUUCAGGGAAUUUGUUUCAUUUUUUGAAAAAUAAGGAAUAAGGUAAGGAAUGGGGGCAAUAUAUAGUUUAACUUAUCAGUUUCAUUAUGCUACAUUAGCAAAUAAUUACACAUAAUUACAUCCUUUCCAUUUUUGUCUUAUGAGACUUCAUGGACAAAUACACAAUGUGAGUGAUUGCAUUUGGACAAACUAUUUAUUUAAAGCCUCUUAACUGAGUUUAUCUGUUUUAGGCCAAACAAUCAAAGAUAAGAAUGAUUAUGGCUGUGUGUAGUUAUGUCACUAUUUUGUAUUAUACCAAAAAAAAAAUAUAUUUAAUGGGCACAGCAUCUAUACAGCAUAACCGUUUGGUCUAUUUGUAAUUUUAUUUUUUAUUUUCCCAAGUAUAUACACAUUUUUUCCUGAACAAACAUUUUUCUCUUUAGAAUAAACAGGUUAAUAGUCAAUGUUAUAAUUUUUCACAUUUUGUUAAACUUAAAAUCCAAUCUCCAGUUUUUUGUUAAUUACUCCUCCCUUGAAAAUGGCUAUUUUGAAUCUGAAUGUAUUCACCAAUGAGUAAUGUACUACUACUUAUUAGGUUCAGAGAAUGCCAUCAUGAAUAGCCAUUAUUACAUUUUCAAUGGUGAUCAGAUUUAUCAUCCAAAAGAACUGAAUAUUGCUUAUUUCAGAUGAUGGUAUAUAUUGAGCUGUUUCAGUACUUAUUUAGUAGAGCUGUGUUAUUGCCAUGAUCAGUAUUUAAAUACACCUUCUAAUUUGAAUGUCCUGUACAUGUUAUCGAUUAUGCUGCAUUAUAUAUAUAUAUAUAUAUAUAUAUAUAUAUAUAUAUAUAUAUAUAUAUAUAUAUAUACAUACAGCCUUUUUGUAUUUUAGGCAAUCGGAAUGCUGAUCAAAUUGUCUCCAUUUUUUCUAGCCUUGCUUUCUAUGGGUACAUAUUGCCACUACAACCAAAGCAGCCCAUAGUUCGAGGAAACCAAGAAUUAUCCCCUGCUUUUUUAAAAUUAAUAUUUCAGUAUGGUUACAUUUUAGUAUUUUUUGAGAAUUCAAGUUUUUUGAUUGUUGGCUAUCUUUACCAUAUCACUUUGAUUGUAUAAUAGGGUACUGGUGCUGAGAAGCCCAUGCAGCAUAGAGGUAUUAUUACAGAACACUACAUGUGGUUUAAAAUAACCUGUUUAAUGGAAGUAAAUAUGUGUAUAUAUGUCCUUUCAAAAUGCUGAAAUAAAUUAUGUAACUGAAACUAAACUGCAAGAAAAAAAGCAGCCAAUAAAUA
Molecule: messenger RNA, 5534 nt
Organism: Xyrauchen texanus (razorback sucker)
Lineage: Eukaryota; Metazoa; Chordata; Actinopteri; Cypriniformes; Catostomidae
Product: clavesin-2
Exons: 5
Coding region: 677-1666 (329 amino acids)
Cellular component (GO): membrane
Molecular function (GO): phosphatidylinositol bisphosphate binding
Source: RefSeq, a predicted model, not a curated record